This is a messenger RNA of Protopolystoma xenopodis, 807 nucleotides long. Lineage: Eukaryota; Metazoa; Platyhelminthes; Monogenea; Polystomatidea; Polystomatidae. The record is from the annotation of a GenBank genome assembly.
AUGCUUUCGCAUGCCUGCAUCUGUCCGCAGCGCAACGAUCCAACUAUGCAUCCGGAGUCACCGCAACGAUUGUCUGGUGUCUUCGAGCGCUUGCUUGCCUGUCCGCUGCUCAGGCUACCUAUUCAACUUACUGGAAGGACCCAUCUCGAGACCGACCUCGCGUACGGCAUCGGAGACAUCGGCUCCACUAACUGCAUGACAAUUGGAGCCACAGCUGACACCACCAAAAGGGGUACGACUGUGGGGGUCUGUCGAACCGGCUCCAGCGAGGCCUACAUUGACGGUCAGUCUCUUGCCCAGAAACCUCUUCAAGAGACGGCAGAAUCUGCUGAGGGCAUCAUUUCAUCUGGACGUGUCAGUCAAUUUGACAUGGCAACCGGAGUCAAGUCAGCCGUGGAGACGACGUCAUCUCGCGAUUCCUCGAUCAACACCACCGUUUCAACCUCACAACCAGCAGAAGCCAUGCCAGUUUCAUUGCCAUUCUCCUCCAACUCCGGCUACAUUUCAACCAGCCCUUUCGGAGUCCAUUUGCCCAGCCAGCUCUCUUCUGCGUCGAAUAUCGCCUCAUCCAGUUUGCUUGGCUUUGGCAUAAUACCUGCUGAUCAACAUGCUUCUGCUCACUCAGCCGUGUUUGGUCCAAUCGAGGCGUCCGCCUUCUGGCGCGUCUUUUCCAGCCUGCCUUUGCUCUAUUUUUGUCGGUUUAUCCGCGGACGCAUGGCCAGCAAGGUGAGCAUUCAGGCCCAUUCGCUUUCGAUUCGUCUUCAUGCAUUAUGUGGAAUUAAUAUACUGCCAAUUCACUAUACUUGA